Molecule: messenger RNA, 1071 nt
Organism: Aspergillus bombycis
Lineage: Eukaryota; Fungi; Ascomycota; Eurotiomycetes; Eurotiales; Aspergillaceae
Exons: 2
Coding region: 1-1071 (356 amino acids)
Biological process (GO): retrograde vesicle-mediated transport, Golgi to endoplasmic reticulum
Cellular component (GO): SNARE complex; endoplasmic reticulum
Molecular function (GO): SNAP receptor activity
Source: RefSeq, a predicted model, not a curated record
AUGACAAUAACAACAUACCCCGGGGCCUUCACCUCCGACCCAAAUCUCACCAAUCUAUCUCUAUCUCGACUGCUCGCCCGUCUUGAACAUAAUCUGCUCUCGUCCUCCGCGGACUUGAAGCCGCUUCGUCGGUCGGAGUAUCAGCGUAUGAGAGUGGGAGCUAAUAUAGAAUAUGCCCGUGCUACGCUCCAAGAAUUACAACGGAGUCUCCUGCAGAUUAAACCAGUCGACCGUCGUCAUGAAAUUCAAUCGGAUAUUACCCGGGACCGCCAGACCCUGAAACGGUUACAGAGUGUACUAGACCACCUAAACGCUGAAGCGGAGAUAAAGUUCUCCGCAAAAGAUGGGCAGCGGCUGCCCGAUGUGGAGGGAAUUUACGAGGAUGAGGACGAGGAGUCAGUGGACGGGGAGGAUUUGCUCGGGACACCGGAGGAGGGGAAUACACCUGACGAAGGACGGGAGAUAGGCACAUUAGGAGAUGAGACAGAGGGAGUUGAGAUCGCCGCGCAGGAGGAAACAAAGACGAUCCCUGGGCAGAGCUCCGAGUCCUUGUCGCAUGAGACAACGGCAACGACGGCGACAGCGGACCCUACAGCUACCGCUACUACAGUUUCGCCUACGCCAACGUCUACCUUACGAAACCGACAUAAUGGCCCGACGGACUUUCCAGCCAAAGCAACAGGUUCUUCUUUACACGAACACAACAUCUCUGCACAACCAUCUUCUUCCUCAACUGCCAAAAUACAAUCCACCGAAGAAACACUCGACACACACCGUCGCGAACAAGAAGACAUCACUAACUCUCUUCUGUCCCUUGCGACGCAGCUCAAGUCCUCGUCGCAAGCCUUUCAAUCCUCUCUGGAAUCAGAAAAGUCCGUACUGGCCCGUGCCGUCGAGGGUCUGGACCGCACGACAGGCAAUAUGGAGGCAGCAGAACGACGAAUGGGUAUGUUGCGUCGCAUGACCGAAGGGAAGGGUUGGUGGGGACGGAUGAUGCUCUAUGCUUGGAUCUUUGGGUUAUGGAUCGUUGCGGUGUUGAUUGUAUUCAUCGGCCCGAAAUUGCGGUUCUGA